This is a messenger RNA of Pseudoliparis swirei, 2411 nucleotides long. It is a transcript of the gene drc3, whose product is annotated as dynein regulatory complex subunit 3. The transcript is spliced from 12 exons. Gene Ontology annotation, molecular function: protein binding. The record is from RefSeq and is a predicted model, not a curated record. Bases 88 to 1350 code for a protein of 420 amino acids. Lineage: Eukaryota; Metazoa; Chordata; Actinopteri; Perciformes; Liparidae.
GCCUGGACCGUCUGACUAAUCUAACAUGGCUUAGUAAAAUGAAGAGUCUUAUGUAUAUUCUGCUUGGGCUUUUAGCAAUAAUGGUGCAUGUAUUGGCAAAGAGAUCUGUCAUUCAACAGCAUCAAGAAAAUUGAGGGUCUGGGGUCUCUGUGGAGGCUUGAAGUGCUGAAUUUGUCCAACAACAGAAUCUCUGUCAUUGAAAACAUGGACAAACUUGAGAAACUCACUCACUUCCUCAUCGCAAACAACCUCCUUGGACAAUUGGACAACGUGCUCUAUCUCAGGACGUUCAAGAACCUGUUCACCGUCAACCUUUAUGGAAAUCCUGUCUCUCAGGAAGAUGAUUACAAACAUUCCAUCGCAGCAUACUUUCCAAAAUUGACGUGCCUGGACUACAGAUUACUUGACGAGAAGACCAAAAACGAAGCAGCGCUAAAAUACGGCUACGUCCUUGACAAGAUCAAACAUGAGGAGCUGCAGAGGCAACAAGCUGAGGAGGUUAAUCAAAGCAAGGAAGCUGAAGUGAAAUUACACACGGAAGCCUUUGUGGAGUCCCUGAAUGGCUCCCACCUGUUUAAGAGCAUGCUCAAAGACGACUCAGAGUUUCUGCACAGUGUGCCCGAAGUGGCUCAUCUGCUUCAAACAUUUGAACUCCAAAUGGUGGAGCUGUGUAUGCAGUUAUGUGAAACAGGUUUGGCAGAACAUAAGCGAAGAGAGACAGAGGUGAACUCCUUCUUCGGUGGUCAGAAUGAGGCGGUGAAGCACUACCAGCAGAAAGCAUCGCACAUAUUGCCAGAUUUUGAGCAGCGACGCAAAGCGAGGAUGGUGGAGCUGCAGCAGUCAUCUGACCCGGACCUCCUGAAGGUCAUCACCAACCACUGCAAAGAGGAAAUCGACCAACUCUGUAACAGCCUCAUGGCCCUGGAGUUUCAGCUGCUCAGCCAGCUGGAGGAUAACAUCAAAAAGUUGGACAUCAACAUCUCAGACAUGAUUGGCAACUUCAGUGAAACUGCUCAGGGGAUAUUUGUGCAAUGUCGAGAUCUGGAGGAUAAUUAUCAUGAGAAGUUGCGAGUGGUGAUUGCAGCAACUCUGGAGAAGGACAUGUCUGAUCAUGAUAAAAUGCUGCUUGUUGACAAAGACACAGUGAUGUAUGCAGUGGCCACCAGCCACGACAACCACCUGCUGCAGAUCAAUGACCGAGAGACUCAGAUGAUGACACGCGCCGAUGCCUGGAAGGUUGCUCUCGUAAAAGAGAUUGAAGUGAAAGAACUUAAUCGGAACCGCAUGCGAAUCUCAGACAUCUACAAACACGCGGACCAUUUGUUGGAGCAGCUGGAAGAAUUGCAGUAGCAUCAUCGGUUAACCCCCCCCAAAAGUCAUUUUCAACACAUCACCGGAGACAUGCCACAUACUAGCCUGCUUCUGGGCCUCCACCAAUAACCCCGUCCCCAAAAAUCAAGGAUCACAGGACGCUCCACACCCUCCUCACUCUAUGUUCAGUCACUCGCACCUCAUCCAUCCAACUCCCUUCACGAGUUCACUCACCUGCCUCUGAUCACUCCCACCUAAUCAGUCUGGUUCCCUUCACCUGGGCCUCAUGCAUGUCGCACCUGUUGCCCAUUCCCUCAUUAGUCCCUCACUACUUAGGUCCCCUCACUUGCACUUGUCCUCUGCCAGAUUGUCUUGUGUUUUCUGACCAAGCCCUCCAGGGUUCCAUAAUGUGUUUGCCUAUUUCUGCCUGUUUUGUUCCUGCCGGUACUCUAGUAAAAGAUUAGAAUUUGCAGCUCUGUCUAGUGAGUCGUGCUUUGGGUUCUUGGUAAUCGCUCUGUGACAUACAGGCCCUUCACCUUAACAUCUGAGGUUAUGAAGUCUUUUGAAGGCCUUGCCUUGGCCAACUCUUGAACCCUCUGCAGUUUGCCUGCAGAGCCAACAGGUAUGUAGAUGGUGCAGUCAACAUGGCCCUCCAGUAUCUGGUAACUUUAGCCUAAAAUAUGUCAACAAGGCAGGUAACUUUAGCUCUUACAGUUUAAAAAAAAAAAUUUGCAAUAUGUCCUAAAUUGAUUCAUUUAUUACAAAAUUGUAGAAGUAUGAAUUGUAAUUCACUCUCUCUUUGUAUCAAUAUUCACUGGUACUUCCUAGAACUAGCUGAAGUCUUCAUGAAUCAUGUGACAAUCAAGCAUUUUGAAGUUGGCGCGUCUCUCAGAUGACGGCUCUGGUUGUGGUUCUCAAAUGGGGCUAUGUGUACCCCUGGGGUACUUGAAGGCACUCUAGGGCCAGUGGUAUGUAAACGAGUGUUAAACUAUCUUUAAUAUUAGCAUCAAUUCAAAAAUGCAUUUAGGUCCUUUUAAAAAAUAAGUGCAAGUUCAUAAACUGAAUUGUAUAAAUCUAUAUUAAAUCAGAUACUGAUGGUA